This is a messenger RNA of Cynara cardunculus var. scolymus (artichoke), 757 nucleotides long. RefSeq lists its product as uncharacterized. Lineage: Eukaryota; Viridiplantae; Streptophyta; Magnoliopsida; Asterales; Asteraceae. The transcript has a single exon. The record is from RefSeq and is a predicted model, not a curated record. Bases 18 to 710 code for a protein of 230 amino acids.
UCUCUAAACCUGCAAAAAUGGAGAUGGAACAAAGGGCGCCAUUGAUGGCCAAGAAGCUAUGGGGAAUAAUAAGAGCAAUACUCUACAUGGUGAAAAGAGGCUUAUCAAAAGGCAUACCAUGGCUUGAACUUCACAUGAUGAUAAAAAGAUCCGGCAAGAUCGCCGGAAAAGCCAUCGGAAACCUCCUCCUUGACCACCAAACACUCUCCUCCGCCCUCACCUGCCGCCCUAACGAUAUCCAUGCCACAUUCAUAGCUCCUCGUGAAUACGAAUUCAGUUGCAGUAACACCCCGCUUUUUUACCCCAAACGGAAAACCAACCGCCACCAUUACCACGCCGGCAACCACCACCACCAUGGUGGCUUAUAUCGCCGAUCACAUAAAGACCACGAACUAACCGUCAAUAAUGUGAAAAGGGUGUUCGAUAUUUUAAACAAUUACGAAACGGCAACGGUGGCGGAGCCGGAGAAGUCGCCGUUGACGCUGCUAGGGUUUGGAGGGAGUCCGCAAGUCCGGCAGCUUCGGGUGACGGAUUCUCCUUUUCCGGUGAAUAACACGGAGGAGGAUGGUAUUCAGGUGGAUAAGGCGGCGGACGAGUUCAUUAAGAAUUUCUAUAAUGAGUUGAAGCAACAAAAGAAAAGAGCCGCCGUGGAACUGCCGUCGCCGUCGCUGUCUCCGUCGCCUUAUCAGAGUUGGGAUCAUAUCCGAUAAGUUGGUGGUGUUUUUUUUUCUGGUAGUUUAUUGUCUCCAUUCUGUCA